AUCGUGUUAAUUGAAUAACGAUUUUGUAAACGACAUAAAACACGUACACGUGUACUGUACUUUAAAUUUGGUUAUCCUAAUCCUAUGAAAGUUUAUCCAUUUAUUUUUAAAUUAACAAUUUUCAUCACGUUUCAUCAAAUCAGCAAUUUUCAUCAAAAAUUAACACAUGAAAUCACUACUGAGCUCCAGAUCCUAAUCCUGUUUGAAAGCAAUAGGAGAUGAUUCUUCGAAAGAUUUUUUCUCUUCAAGGACUGUUAUAUUGCUUUAUUUUGUUCGUAAUCUUAAUAUGUUCAACGUUCGUUAUUUAUGAUUACAUUGCAAAGUAUGGUCGGGAGCCAUCUUUCGAUCUCAUCAAUUUUAGCGAUUCAAACAAUGAAACUGGAUAUCCUCGUUACAUCGUUCCUGAUAUCGUUCAUUUAAUACGUUUCGACAUUCCCGAAUUAACGUUUGUAGAUAUGGUCUGCAUCAAAUCCAUACUUCUCAAUCACAAACCAAAGACUAUAAUCAUUCACUGCAACUGUGACAAUUUAACAGGGAAAUAUUGGGACAUGAUUAAAGACAUGCCACAGCUGAAAGUGCAAUAUAGAAAGAAACCAGAAUAUGUUUUUGGUACAAAAAUAAGUUGGAUAGAACACUCCUCCGACGUUACUCGCAUUAAAAUUCUUAGGAAAUAUGGAGGGAUUUACUUGGAUAAUGACGUCUUUGUGGUUAACUCAUUGCACGAGUUUCGAAGAUUUGAAAUGACUCUCGGAUGGGAUCUAAAUGGGGACUCUUUGGGAAAUCAAGUUUUAAUUGCACAUAAGAAUGCAAGAUUUCUAAAAUAUUGGUACGAAUCGUACGAGUUUUACAAUCCUGAAAAAUGGUAUUACAAUGCUGGAGAAUUUCCAACAAGAACUAUUCUUUCUGUUUUUCCAGAACUUGUCCAUAGAGUAAUCGAUUAUUUUGGAGUGAAUACAGAUUUAGCUGUUAUGUUAUAUGUUAAAAAAACUGACGAAUGGAAGAAUUUUUAUACGCUUCAUCUUCUGAUACAUCAUCGUUAUUUGGCACCCAACGAUCGUCCAGAAGUUUUCGACGAAAAUAAUACUAUAACAUACGAGUACAAUAGGACAUUCGGAGACAUGGUUCGUUCUGUUUUAUAAAUAACAAUACAUUCUUUCUUGUUAAAAAUUCUUAAUGUA
Centruroides sculpturatus (bark scorpion) is the source of this 1178-nucleotide messenger RNA. RefSeq lists its product as uncharacterized. NCBI's taxonomy places the organism in Eukaryota, Metazoa, Arthropoda, Arachnida, Scorpiones, Buthidae. The record is from RefSeq and is a predicted model, not a curated record. The coding region runs from base 219 to 1139 and encodes 306 amino acids. The transcript is spliced from 2 exons.